GUUAUCUGUGUCAAAUUAAAAGUCCUGUCAAGAUUUAUUUUUUUCACUCUGGGUCAUCAUGCUGCUCGAUAUUAACAGUUAAACUCCUCACUUUUUUCGCGAAUGCUAAACAAGUUGUUUACAAGAAGGAGAGAAUGUGAACUUUUAAUCAGUGAUCAGAAGCGUCUUCCUCGAAUUUCCAACUUGUUUACGCCGUAGCGCCAGCGGAGCUGCUUUCGAGGAGGAAGGUAUUUCCCCUCUGAUCUCACCCCCGUUGACUCGCCUGGGCUGCAUCACUGGAUCAUCUGGAUGUGUGUGUGCUGACGACGCGGUGUGUCCAUGCAGCCAGCCUCUGAGCGGAUAAAUGCCUAACUGUGUCGCUUUACCGUCGCCAAAAAGGACUCCAUGUCUUUCUUGGACUGUUCCUGCAUCUCCCACGCUCAGGUCCAGCCCGUGGGCGUAGAGGAGCACUAUGAGGACAGCAGCCACCAGUUCCUGAGCUCCGACAUCUCUGAGUACACUCUGCCAGGGCCCACGGGCGGAGAUGACAUCACAGGGCUGUCAGCCGAGCCAGCCCACUACCAGCUGCUGGCUGAGCUGGGGAGGGGCUUCAAUAACCUGAGCCAGGUGAGCAUGGCACGCCACAUCCCCUCCGGCCAGCUGGUGGCAGUCAAGCACACCAACCUGGAUGAGUGUACCGAGGAAGAGCUGCUGCAGCUCAUGAAUGAGGUUCUGCUGUCCAGGCUGUUCCGGCACCAAAACCUGCUGACCUCUCGUCUGGUUUUCAGCUCCUGUUGCCAGCUCUGGGUCCUGACGCCACUCAUGGCCUACGGCUCUGCAGACACCUUACUGAGGACAUAUUUCCCAGAUGGGAUGAGUGAAUCCUUGAUAGCAUACCUGCUGUAUGGUGUGCUGAAGGCGCUGGAAUACCUGCACCAGAUGGGCUACGUCCAUCGGGGGGUGAAGGCCAGUCAUAUCCUGCUGUCAGGGGAGGGGCGUGUCUACCUCUCAGGGCUGCACAGUGUUUACAGUAUGAUGCGGGAGGGGAAGAGGGUGAGGGCGGUGUUCGACAUGCCCCACCACAGCCCUGCCCUGCUGCCCUGGCUCAGCCCUGAACUGCUACGACAGGACCUGCAUGGGUACGGAGUGAAGUCAGAUAUCUACAGUCUGGGCAUCGUGGCCUGUGAGCUGGUCAGUGGCAGGGUGCCUUUCCAGGACAUGCCGCCCACCCAGAUGCUGCUUCAGAAGCUGCGUGGCUCCCACUGCUGCCUGCUGGACGUGGCUCCCUUUCCCCUGGGAGAGCUGGGGGGGCUGAAGGUAUCGCGCUCCGGCGUGGACUCCGGCAUCGGGGAGAGCGUGGUCACCGGGAGCCUGACACACAGCGCCACCGCACCCCCCGCCGACCGACCUCAGAGCCCGGGACCCAAGAACCACUCGGCCACCUUGCACAACCUGGUGCAGCUGUGUCUGCAGCAGCAGCCUGAGCGCAGACCGUCAGCAUCUGCACUGUUGACCCAUGCCUUCUUCAAGCAGGUGAAGAGGCACACCAGAGACUCCUUCCUCAGCCUCAUGUACCCGGCGGUGCCCCUGACCAGCCCUGAGGACCCUCCCAUAUCCUGCCCGCCGACACCGUCCUGCCACGCCCCGAUAUCGCCCACCGUCGACACCGCCGAGGCCGUGUGGGACUUCUCCUAACCCCGCUCCAUCAUGGCCUUCCCAAAUCUCCCAAUCCCAACUAGCAAGCCAAACUCAAGACAAUCAAAGUAAAGCAAUGAGGCCAAAUUCUACUGUGCUUUCUUUUUACUUUUUACCAUUAACCCGACUCUCUGAGCCUUUUUAAAGUAGUUUUGUAGUGGUUUUUUUUUAUUAUUAUUAUUUUAUAUAUUUUUUUUGUUUGAAACAAAUAUGGGUUUGGGGGUUUUGAGGCAACUGUGAAAGUGCUGGAUCAAAGAAGCUGCUCUGAUCAUAUAAACAGGAUCUGUAAUGAUGAUGGAUUAUCAUCCAGUAGGAGCCGCCCCCUCUCAGUGAGUGACAGGAGGAUGGGCCAAUCACUGGACUAAUAAUUACAACUUCCUCUGUGGUAAAAGGGCAACUAGUGAGUUAAAGGAAAAAUCCACCAUACUUAAAUACUGUU
Myripristis murdjan (pinecone soldierfish) is the source of this 2113-nucleotide messenger RNA. RefSeq names its product STE20 related adaptor beta (gene stradb). Gene Ontology annotation, biological process: protein phosphorylation; protein export from nucleus; activation of protein kinase activity. Lineage: Eukaryota; Metazoa; Chordata; Actinopteri; Holocentriformes; Holocentridae. The transcript has 13 exons. Gene Ontology annotation, molecular function: ATP binding; protein kinase activity; protein serine/threonine kinase activator activity. Gene Ontology annotation, cellular component: serine/threonine protein kinase complex. The record is from RefSeq and is a predicted model, not a curated record. The coding region runs from base 385 to 1674 and encodes 429 amino acids.